AUGCCGCCGCCCGCAACUGAGUCGAAACGAACGCAAGACGACCGAUAUGACGAUAGACCGCCUGAAGACGACCUACCUAUAGAGGUCCAAGCACGGCUACAGCGAUUGCAGAAGGAAGCACAGGCUCAGGCACGUCUGAAGGAAGAGCUGGAGACUCGGGCACGCUUGAAGGAGGAAGCAGAAGCUCGGACACGCAUAGAGAAAGAAAUGGAGACACAAGAACUCUUGAAGAAAGAACAGGAGAACCAGGCACGCCUAAAGAAGGAAGCAGAAGCCGUACCGGAGCCUAUACAACCCCCAAAGCCCGAACGAAGACAAGAAAAGCCAAUCGUGACUUCGAAGACAAGCGAAGUUGUGGACAAUGUGACUCGUGUUCCUGAUGAAGAGCUACCGUCUCAUCGAGAGCGACAACGAUGGGACCUUUCGAAACGCUUUCUAGGCGCUAUGGAUGAACUGCUGCCCAAAUUAGCGCUCGUCACCCAGAAAGUCAACACAUACACCGGAACAGACUACUCAGCGAUCGAGGCUUUGAGAAUGGAAAUCAAGGAUCAAGAGAAACUCGUCAAAGCUCGUCGCCUCGCAAUUGAAACCUCCAAGGAAGCUCUCGAUGACGCGCAAGCCCAGCAGGCCGCUUCCCAGAAAGAAGUAGUUGCUCUCCUCGAACGCAAACACUCUUGGUCUUCUGGAGAUCUCGAACGAUACAUGUCCCUUAUCCGCUCGGAACACAUUAAUGAUCGUGCAGUGCGGAAAGCCAAAGAGGCAGUCGCGGCUGCCGAAGAUGCGCUGGAAGAGGCAAGGCGUCGACUAGAGAAAAGAGAGAGGGCACAAUAUCACGAGGAGCAGAUCUGGAGCGACACCAUCAGAAGAAACAGCACAUGGGUUACGUUUGGGCUUAUGGGCGUGAAUAUCUUCUUGCUGCUUUUGAGUCUGGUCAUCCUCGAGCCAUGGAGGAGAAGGCGAAUGGUUAGGGAGAUCAAGAGCACACUGGAAGCACAAAAGACCGCUGUCGAACCUUCUACUGCUUCGCUCGUAGCAUCGCCAACCGCCGCAUCAGACGACAAGGCAGAUUCCACCGUUGAGCCCACGGAGACUACGACAACCGGACUAAUCGCCGAACAACCUUCAACCACGGUCACAGAAAAGCCGACUUCCCAAGGGUCCAGUCUAUUCGCUGACGCUAUCCCUGAGAGCAUUGCAGACCUGACACCAGACGUUGUAACCCCAGAGGUCACCUCCGUAACUCCAGACGAAGCCGAGGCUCUUCCACAAGAAAUCAUUGAGAUCACUGAACAAGCGCCAACUAGCGAGGCUAUACAUGGCAAGCCCGAGGGGUGGCAAGAAAGAGUCACUGCCGUAGCUCAGGACAUCAUCAGCGAACGCGCAAUCUCGAUGCGGAGAAUCGACUUCACGACUGCUAUUCUCCAGAGCGCGGCGGCGGGAGCAGUUGUUGCGGCAGCGUUGAUUGCCAUGCUGAAGCCGUAUUGA
Dothidotthia symphoricarpi CBS 119687 is the source of this 1485-nucleotide messenger RNA. RefSeq lists its product as uncharacterized. The coding region runs from base 1 to 1485 and encodes 494 amino acids. Lineage: Eukaryota; Fungi; Ascomycota; Dothideomycetes; Pleosporales; Dothidotthiaceae. Gene Ontology annotation, cellular component: mitochondrial inner membrane. The record is from RefSeq and is a predicted model, not a curated record. Gene Ontology annotation, biological process: inner mitochondrial membrane organization. The transcript is spliced from 2 exons.